UGCCCAUGCAUUGGUUCUGUGGAAAAGGGUGCGCUAAAUCGAAGCUACCAAGAGGGUUUUGGGUAUUGAAGUACUCGCUUAACACCGAUGAGGGACGGAUUUUUUGUAGUAUUCUGACUUCUGUUAGUCACAUCAGUGUGAAUCAUCUUCAAUUAUCCUUAACACGCCAUAACUUUCUCGCAGAGAGACGUGUCUUGCCGAACUUCGUUCGAGCUGUUCGGGUCAGGGUAUUUGUGUGCGCCCUACUAAGAGCUGAUUUUUCAGCUGGCCGCUCCAUUUUUUCCUACUUUGAAGGCGUUGACGAUCGAAGUCGAACAUUUGCUUCAUGAUCUUGCCUGCCUGUGGUUGAUAUGGAGAGUAGCGACGCGAAGAAAGCGGGCACUCGUGUAUUCAAGAAGUCGUCCCCGAACAGCAAGAUCACAACUUAUUUGGGAAAACGAGAUUUUGUAGACCACAUUGAACACAUUGAUCCUGUGGAUGGUGUUGUUCUCAUAGAUCCAGAGUUUGUCAAAGAUGGGAAAAAAGUGUUUGCCCACGUCUUGGCAGCAUUUAAAUAUGGACGUGAAGAUUUGGAUGUUCUUGGACUAACAUUCAGAAAAGACUUAUUUUUGGCCACAACACAAGUUUAUCCGCCAAAAACCGAAGAUCCAGUGCAGCUUACAAGGCUUCAAGAGAGGCUUCUUAAAAAACUCGGGUCUAAUGCCUAUCCAUUCAAAUUUGAGUUGCCCCCAGGGUCUCCUUCAUCUGUAACACUGCAACCAGCUCCAGGAGACACUGGCAAGCCUUGUGGAGUGGACUAUGAACUUAAAACUUACAUCAGUGAAUCUAUGGAAGAAAAACCACACAAAAGAGACACAGUACGACUGGCCAUCAGAAAGAUUACCUAUGCACCAGAGCGACCUUUGCCUCAGCCUCAGGCAGAAACAGAAAAGGAAUUCAUGCUUAGCACCCACAAGCUCCACAUUGAAGCUUCUUUGGACAAAGAGAUGUAUUACCAUGGGGAGGAGAUUGGAGUUAAUGUACAUAUUGCAAAUAGUUCUUCCAGGACAUGCAAGAAAAUUAAAGUUACAAUACGACAGUUUGCUGACAUCUGCUUAUUUUCAACUGCACAAUACAAGUGUCCUGUGGCAUCGUUAGAAUCUGAAGAUGGUUUUCCUGUGGGACAGAGUGGAACCUUAUCAAAAGUCUAUCGCCUCACACCACUGCUAAAUAAUAACAGGGAUAAAAGAGGCUUGGCACUGGAUGGAAAACUAAAACACGAGGAUACUAAUUUAGCCUCCUCAACGGUAAUGGAUGACACCAUUCCUAAGGAAAAUCUUGGAAUCAUAGUAAGAUACAAGGUCAAAGUGCGAGUCAUAGUGGCUUAUGGCGGCGACGUGACACUGGAGUUACCGUUCACUUUAAGUCAUCCCAAACCUCCAGACGAGACACCGCCGUCCACGCCAGCCCCACAAGCACUCACAGAGGAAGCAGCAGCGGGUGCUGCAUCAGGUGACACUCCUGUAGACCACAACUUAAUCGACUUUGACACUGAUGGUCCCGGCAAGAAUGAGGAUGAUGAUCUUAUCUUUGAAGACUUCGCUCGCCUCAGGCUCAAAGGAGCAGAACACCUUGACAGUGCAGACGCCUGACUCGUAUAUUCAACGCGACAAUGAAUAUGGGAGGGGAAAGAGAGAUAGGGAAGGAUUGUCUAGCUAAAGAAACUAUAUCUACUUACUUUUUGAAUUACCUUCUCUCCUAAGAGUUACAAAUGUGAAGAUAUUGUCUUAGUCUUAAAAAUUGUUAGACACCUUAUGAAAAAUAAUGUAGGGUUUUCAGUGCGAAGCGAUCUGUUGAACUUGGAAUGUCUGUGAAAAAGGCAUUCGAGAGGUUUGAGCCUCUCAGUAUUCGUUUCCAGGCCUCUUGGUGCCUUUAUAGACUUGUUUGCAGAUUCAGCUCCAAACGGUUAAUAGAAGAAAGUUCCUGCGCAAAUUAAUGUAUGAAAAGCUACAUUAGCCGAUUUUAGACUUGAUCAAAAACCGCCGUCAGUCAAAACUUUGGCAUUGUUAUUUUUCUCUGUGCAGAAAUUGUUUGAAUCAUUGAACAGCCAAGACUGAUUCAUAUUUCGCAUAUUAGAGUCAAUGAAAGUUACUCCAAAUAUUCCACUCAGAGAAAACCAAGCGUAAAUAAUGUUUAGUCUUUUUUUUUUUUUUAAUUUUUUUUUUUCCAUUUUGAAGAACCAGCAAGAAAAUAUCUGAGCGGAAAAUCAAUUAGCGAAUUUAGGAUAUGAAAGGGAUAAGUAUAGUUUGAAAUAUCGCUAGAUGUGUAUACCUGACUUUCUUGUUUAGACCUAGACUGCUAUCCUCCUUAAAUGUUUAGAUCUCAUACGAAGACUGACUCAAUCCUGUGAGAUGGGAGCUUAGGGCGAGGUCAUCCAAAUUAGAGAAAUUUCACUGUAUUAAUUCGUAAAUUGACGUCAUAGAAGAGACGUGCGUGGGACUGGGGAGGGAUAACAGUAUUCAAAUUGAUCAGAUGUAUAGUAUAUGCUGUAUGUUGUAUGCUUCACUUGUAGCGAUUCACAUCUGUGGCCAAUAAAAUUGCAAAGUUGUAACUCGA
Molecule: messenger RNA, 2595 nt
Organism: Stylophora pistillata
Lineage: Eukaryota; Metazoa; Cnidaria; Anthozoa; Scleractinia; Pocilloporidae
Product: arrestin red cell
Biological process (GO): G protein-coupled receptor internalization; signal transduction
Cellular component (GO): cytoplasm
Molecular function (GO): G protein-coupled receptor binding
Source: RefSeq, a predicted model, not a curated record